Molecule: messenger RNA, 1655 nt
Organism: Neurospora crassa OR74A
Lineage: Eukaryota; Fungi; Ascomycota; Sordariomycetes; Sordariales; Sordariaceae
Exons: 3
Coding region: 1-1638 (545 amino acids)
Source: RefSeq, a predicted model, not a curated record
AUGGAUCCUCAAAACCCGUUGAGCAACAUCACGCUGGCUAUGUUUGAGCCUGAAAGGAACUGUACUGCAGCUGGCGCCUUCGCUGCUCACCUUCAACGCUCUCAGGGCAAAGACAGCUUUCAAGUGAGAACGCUUCGAGAGUUCAUUCUUUUUUGUAGCAACACGACAAUUAGGAAUUUCACAGACGGCAACGCCAUUGACUGGUACCGCUAUACCGACGCUAUUUCUCCCGGUACAUUCAACGACUUCUCAUUCUACAUCCAGCACAAAACACCUCUUUGCCGGGAAAAGUUUUGCGAGAACAUAGAGUUUGUAGGCAAUCCGGACGUUACUGGCAUCGGCAUGUAUUCGACUUAUAUCCUACAGGCCAUUUUGGCUACGAUCUUCCUCUUCAUCUACGGUUAUCAAGACCUUAUAACUAUACUUGAAGAGCUCCCAGGACACUCAGCAACCAAGCAGGAGCAGCUACCAGAGCAGGAGCAGCUACCAGAGCAAACCGUCUUCUUUGCUGUCUAUCGGAAACCCCUAGACUCGUCACUGAAAAUAUUCUGGUCCUCGUCUCUAUAUUUUGGUUUCGCUACGAUUGUUGCAUCUUAUGUGUAUACUUAUGGUACCAUGUCAGGUAACGACAGCACUGGCUACACGUAUACGGAGCGGGUCUCCUCUUAUGCAAUGGUAUUGUGCAUCGAGGUGAUCUAUAUCCUCAGUCCGUACCGCUUCCAGUCUUCCUAUUCCCAGAGCCGUCGGGAAUAUCACAUGCCGUUAUUAUGGCUGUUCAUUUCGCCGUCUGUUGCUACCUUCGUCUUUAUGUUGUUGUUAUCUUUCGAUUCCUUCGAUCAUGGAAUUCUGGACCCAGAAAGCUCUUGCGUCCCCUACCCGGAGGUCGAAUCGCCCGGUUGGUCUAUAGGCGAUAACAUUCUUUUAACUUCACUCAUGUUCGCCAUAUCUCCUAUGUUAAUCGUCAUGGGGUUGGUGGUUCGGAGAUGGCUGCUCUGGGGUAACCGGGAGAAAGAGUUGGGACCACAGUGGAUUAAGAGGUUGUCAUAUUUUUGGCCAAUGUACAGGCUCAUCCUUGCCGUUUUGGGCCUUGUUAAAGUGUGGAUUCUCAUAAACGAAAUCACUGCUAUACGACGGUCUUUAACUCAAUUCGCCGGUCAUUCCUUUCCAGACAACGUUUGGGGUUUCGGUCAAAUCGCCGCCGUCAUGGGAUGGCUACCAAUGCUUGUCGAGUUCUUUUGGGCGUGGGAGGUGAAACACAAAGUCGUUGACCCGGUCGCUUUAUUCCUGCGUCAUGAACUUGAGAAACACAGGAGCUCGCGAUACGCCCUCCAUAUCCUACGUCUUCUAUACGUGGAGAGCCUGCGAUACGCCCUCCAUAUCCUACAUCUCCUAUACGUGGAGAGCUUGCCACUUCUUUCACGGACAACUCCAAACCAGGAGCAAUCUCAAGACAUCGAGAGUGGUCGCGCGGGGUUCGAAACCGAAACGGAUAGUGCAACUGGUCGGGAGCAAUCUCAAGACAUCGAGAGUAACCGCGCGGGGUUCGAAACCGAAACGGAUAGUGCAACUGGUCUGGUCGAAGGUACCUCUAGAUACGUCUACCGCCGCCGAGAGGUGUCAAGCACUUGGUACCUCUAAAACAAACAGUACUGGCC